Messenger RNA from Neomonachus schauinslandi (Hawaiian monk seal), 1431 nucleotides. Its product is annotated as mitotic checkpoint protein BUB3-like. The coding region runs from base 103 to 1083 and encodes 326 amino acids. Gene Ontology annotation, molecular function: ubiquitin binding. The record is from RefSeq and is a predicted model, not a curated record. Lineage: Eukaryota; Metazoa; Chordata; Mammalia; Carnivora; Phocidae. Gene Ontology annotation, cellular component: mitotic checkpoint complex; bub1-bub3 complex; kinetochore. Gene Ontology annotation, biological process: mitotic spindle assembly checkpoint signaling. The transcript has a single exon.
AAUCUUAAAAUUAAGAGUACAUAUCGAGGAGUGCUCGGAGGGAAGCGAGGAGGUGGUGGCGACGGUCAGCGGCGGCCAAGUUGCUUCUAAAGGGAGCCCAAGAUGACCGGUUCUAACGAGUUCAAACUGAACCAGCCACCCGAGGACGGCAUCUCCUCGGUGAAGUUCAGCCCCAACACCUCCCAGUACCUGCUGGUCUCCUCCUGGGACACGUCGGUGCGCCUCUACGAUGUGCCGGCCAACUCCAUGCGCCUCAAGUACCAGCACACCGGCGCCGUCCUGGACUGCGCCUUCUAUGAUCCAACACAUGCUUGGAGUGGGGGAUUAGAUCAUCAAUUGAAAAUGCAUGAUUUGAACACUGAUCAAGAAAAUCUCGUUGGAACCCAUGAUGCCCCUAUCAGAUGUGUUGAAUACUGCCCUGAAGUGAAUGUGAUGGUGACAGGGAGUUGGGACCAGACAGUUAAACUGUGGGAUCCCAGAACUCCUUGUAAUGCAGGGACCUUCUCUCAGCCUGAAAAGGUGUAUACCCUCUCAGUGUCUGGAGACCGGCUGAUUGUGGGCACUGCAGGCCGCAGAGUGCUGGUGUGGGACUUACGGAACAUGGGCUAUGUGCAACAGCGCCGGGAGUCCAGCCUCAAGUACCAGACUCGCUGCAUCCGGGCAUUUCCAAACAAGCAGGGUUAUGUAUUAAGCUCCAUUGAAGGCCGAGUGGCAGUUGAGUAUUUGGACCCAAGCCCUGAGGUACAGAAGAAGAAGUAUGCCUUCAAGUGUCACAGACUAAAGGAGAACAAUAUCGAGCAGAUUUACCCAGUCAAUGCCAUUUCCUUUCACAACAUCCACAAUACAUUUGCUACGGGUGGCUCUGAUGGAUUUGUAAACAUUUGGGAUCCAUUUAACAAAAAGCGACUGUGCCAGUUCCAUCGAUACCCCACCAGCAUUGCAUCCCUGGCCUUCAGUAAUGAUGGGACCACGCUUGCAAUAGCAUCGUCGUAUAUGUAUGAAAUGGAUGACACAGAACAUCCUGAAGAUGGUAUCUUCAUUCGCCAAGUGACAGAUGCAGAAACAAAACCCAAGUCCACCUAAUCAUCUCGUGAAAGUGGUUUCUCUAUGGCAAGCUUUGUUUUGCUUCCUACAAAUACAUACUUAUCCCCUAAGGGAUGCGUUAUAGUCAUUGUGGACACCUUAUUUAGUAUGUGGAUUUCUCUGUUUUCUGUCUGAACAAAAAACUUGUCUGUGUGCCCUUUCAUGCUGACUGUAUAGGAUGAGGAGUCUUUGUGUCCUUGUGUGGUAGUCCGAAGAAUUGUUUUUACCCCCAGAAAGCCCGGUUGCUGUUUAUGAGCAGCUAGAGCUCUUUUUGUAAAAUAAUUUAAACCUGUUAUUUCCAUGCUGUCUAAUAAAUCAGAGAUUCAGAACCCUUAAAAAAAAAAAAAA